GCAGCUCAUUUCGCGUUGCUGUUCGAAAAAGCCCUUUACGCGAGAGAAGUGAGAGCCCAAAAAAAAAAAAAAAAAAGAAAAAAAAAAAAAAAAAAAAAAAAAACGAAAGAGAAGGAGAAGAAAAUCCAUAUAAACAAAAAAAGCCCUUCUUUAUUUCAUUUCUUUUUCAUUCAAAAUCUUCAACUUCCUCGUGCUGUAUCGACGACCCCCAUGAAAGAGCAGGUGUAAAGCUCUAAUUACGACGCCGUUUUGCUCGACGAAGAAAUGUCUCAGAAGCUCGAGCAGCAGCUUAAGGAGGUGGGAUCCAAGCUCGACAACCCUCCGUCCACCAAAGAUGCUCUCGUUAAGCUCUUAAAGCAAGCUGGAGUAUGUCUUUCCGAGUUAGAUCAAUCGCCUUCAGCAUCAAUAUUAGAGGCUAUGCAGCCUCUCCUCAAUGGAAUUGUCAAGCCAGAACUGCUGAAGCAUCAAGAUAGGGAUGUUAAGCUUCUAGUUGCAACGUGUAUUUGCGAGAUAACUCGGAUUACUGCACCUGAAGCUCCUUAUAGUGAUGAUGUUUUGAAGGAUAUAUUUCACUUGAUUGUGGGCACUUUUGGUGGAUUAAGUGAUACCAGCGGUCCAUCAUUUGGUAGGAGAGUUGUCAUUUUGGAGACUCUUGCAAAAUAUAGGUCAUGUGUUGUAAUGUUGGAUCUGGAAUGUGAUGACCUAGUCAAUGAAAUGUUCAGUACAUUUUUUUCUGUUGCCAGUGAUGAUCAUCCAGAAAAUAUACUUUCAUCAAUGCAGACAAUCAUGAUUGUUCUCUUGGAGGAGAGUGAAGACAUCCGAGAGGAUCUUUUAUUUAUUAUAUUGUCCGUGUUAGGUCGCAAUAAAAGUGAUAUUACUAUGGCUGCAAGGAGGCUUGCCAUGAAUGUUAUAGAACAAUGCGCUGGCAAACUUGAAGCUGGCAUCAAACAGUUUCUUGUAUCAUCCAUGUCAGGAGAUAGCAAGUCAAAUUAUCAGAUUGAUUACCAUGAAGUUAUCUAUGAUGUCUAUCGCUGUGCACCCCAGAUCUUGUCUGGAGUUGUUCCAUACCUAACAGGAGAGCUAUUGACCGAUCAGCUAGACACUCGUUUAAAAGCAGUUGGCUUGGUUGGAGACCUAUUUGCUCUGCCAGAAUCUGCUGUCUCUGAUGCCUUUCAGCCCAUCUUUUCAGAGUAUUUGAAGAGAUUAACUGAUAGAGUUGUUACAGUACGAAUGUCUGUCCUUGAACAUGUCAAGAGCUGUCUGCUGUUAAAUCCUUUGAGAUCUGAAGCUCCACAAAUAAUUUCUGCUCUUUGUGACCGGCUGUUGGACUUCGACGAAAAUGUACGAAAACAAGUUGUUACUGUAAUUUGUGAUGUGGCAUGUCAUGAGUUAAACUCCAUUCCACUUGAAACUGUCAAGCUUGUUGCUGAACGCCUUCGAGACAAAUCUUUACUCGUUAAAAAAUAUACGUUGGAGAGACUAGCUGAGAUAUACAGGGUCCAUUGUUUGAAGUGCUCUGAUGCGUCAAGUAACUCUGAUGAAUAUGCAUGGAUUCCUGCAAAGAUUUUGAGAUGUUUUUAUGAUAAAGAUUUCAGAUCGGAUACAAUUGAAUCUGUUCUUAGUGGGUCCCUUUUUCCAACCGACUUUGCAAUUAAAGAUAAAGUUCAACACUGGGUAAGAGUAUUUUCAGGAUUUGACAAAGUUGAGGUGAAGGCUCUUGAGAAGAUACUAGAGCAGAAGCAAAGGUUACAACAAGAGAUGCAGAGGUAUCUGUCCCUUAGGCAGAUGUAUCAGGAUGGUGAUGCUCCCGAGGUCCAAAAAAAAGUUCUCUUUUGCUUCCGUAUUAUGUCACGCUCUUUUGCUGAUCCUGCAAAGGCAGAAGAAAACUUUCAGAUUCUUGAUCAAUUGAAAGAUACUAACAUCUGGAAGAUUUUAACUAACCUUGUUGAUCCAAACACUAGUUUCCAUCAAGCUUGCACUAUUCGGGAUGAUUUGCUAAAGAUUCUUGGUGAGAAACACCGAUUAUAUGACUUUCUUAGCACUCUCUCUGUAAAGAGUUCUUAUCUACUUUUCAACAAGGAGCACGUGAAAGAACUUCUUCUGGAGGCUGAUGCACAGAAAUCAACUGGCAAUACACAAUAUGCUUCAUCUUGCAUGAAUAUAUUGGUGAUUCUUGCCCGCUUCAGUCCAGUGCUACUUAAUGGGACAGAAGAAGAACUUAUCAAAUUUCUUAAAGAUGAUGAUGAAAUUACAAAAGAAGGUGUUUUACAUAUUUUAGCUAAGGCUGGUGGUAUGAUACGCGAAAAAUUAGCAGUGUCAUCGAGUUCCAUAGAUCUUAUAUUGGAGAGGCUAUGUCUUGAAGGCAGUCGAAGACAGGCAAAGUAUGCUGUUCAUGCCCUUGCAGCAAUUACAAAGGAUGAUGGACUGAAGUCACUUUCUGUUCUGUAUAAGAGGCUAGUGGAUUUACUGGAGGAGAAAACACAUUUGCCUGCUGUACUACAAUCCUUGGGUUGUAUAGCUCAGACUGCAAUGCCAGUUUUUGAAACAAGAGAGAGUGAAAUUGAAGAAUUUAUAAUAAACAAGAUCUUAAAAUGCAACAAUAAAGCAGGGGAUGAGAAAAAAGCAUCUUGGGAUCAGAGAAGCGAGCUUUGCUUGUUAAAGAUAUUUGGAAUUAAGACAUUGGUCAAGAGCUACCUGCCUGUUAAGGAUGCUCAUGUUCGUCCUGGUAUUGAUGGUCUUUUGGAAAUACUCAAAAACAUACUUACAUUUGGAGAAAUAUCAGAAGAUAUAGAAUCUAGUUCAGUUGACAAGGCCCAUUUGAAGCUUGCUUCUGCCAAGGCAGUUCUUCGUUUGUCAAAGCAGUGGGAUCAUAAGAUACCUGUUGAUGUUUUCUACUUAACAUUAAGGACAUCAGAGAUUAGUUUCCCUGAAGCUAAGAGACUAUUUCUGAGUAAAGUUCACCAAUACAUAAAGGAUCGGCUUUUGGAUGCAAAAUAUGCUUGUACUUUCUUGUUUAACAUAUUUGGAUCCAAGUCAUCAGAGUUUCAAGAGGAGAAACAGAACCUGGCUGAAAUUAUUCAAAUGUUUCACCAAACGAAGGCACGGCAACUCUCUAUGCAAAGUGAUGCGAAUUCCUUGACAGCUUAUCCUGAAUACAUACUUGCAUACUUGGUUCAUGCUCUUGCUCAUCAUUCAUGUCCAAAUAUAGAUGAAUGCAAGGACGUCAAAGCUUUUGAAGUCCUAUACCGGCAACUGCACUUAAUUCUUUCUAUGCUGGUGCAUAGAGAUGAAGAAGUCAAGUCAGAACCUAGUACUAACGCAUUGAAAGACAGCAUUUUUGCAAUUGUCUCUAUCUUUCAGAGUAUCAAGUGCUCUGAAGAUAUAGUUGAUGCAGCAAAAUCAAAGAAUUCAUAUGCAAUAUGUGACCUUGGAUUGUCAAUAACCAAGCGUAUAGUGUCCAAGGAGGACGAUUCACAAGGGUUGACUGCAUCGGUUCCUCUACCUUCCAUGCUGUACAAACCAUAUGAGAAGAGAGAAGGCGAAGAUUCUAUGGCUGGUGACGGGCAAACUUGGCUGGCUGAUGAGAGUGUAUUGUCACAUUUUGAAUCGCUUAAGCUAGAAACUAGUGAAACGGUAGUUUCAGAACCUAUAGAGGAUGAGAAUCUGAAAGGUGAAAAAGAUGGUAAUGAAGUUCCUCUUGGGAAAAUGAUAAAGCGCUUCAAAUCUCACGGUGCCAAAGCGAAAAAGGUCAAAAAGAACAAGUCAUCCCCAGUUGAAGCAGGGGAUACUGAAAAUGAUGUUGACAUAUUAAAAAUGGUCAGGGAAAUAAAUUUUGAUAACUUGGGAAAGCCUAGUAAGUUUGAAUCGAGCAAUGGGCAUGAGCAUUUUCCAAGUAAGAAAUCAAUGGCAGAUCCAGAGCAUGAAAAAGGUGAAAAGAGAAAAGCAAGUGAUCAAACAUCUGUUCCAGUUCCUAAACGGAGAAGGUCAUUGUCCACUCAUAGUGCUUCCAGAGGACCGAGUAAUACGUCAAAAACUUUGUUAAGAGACACUGGGGAUGGUUUACGUCAAAGAAAAUUGGUUGGGAGCACUGAGAGAGAUUUGUUGGCAUCAUGCUUCCGGAAGAGUACAACAUCGUCUUCAAAACAUAAAGGGAAAGGCUCAAUUCGCAGUCGUGAUGACAAGGAAGAUGAAGUUGGAGAAGCCAGUGAUCAUGAGAAGUCUCUUGGGCUGAUGGAAGACAAGAUUGACACAAAUAGCAAUAUCCAAUUUACCACAGGGUCAACUAAGAAGCGGAAAAGAAAGAGCGUUGCAGGAUUGGCAAAGUCCAAAUUCAAGGAAAGUGGAAAGGAUGUUGAAGACUUGAUUGGCUGCAGAAUAAAAGUUUGGUGGCCUAUGGAUAAGAAAUUUUAUGAAGGCACAGUGAAGUCAUUUGACCUCAUGAAAAGGAAGCAUGUGAUAUUAUAUGAUGAUGGAGAUGUAGAAGUACUACGCUUGGAAAAGGAGCGAUGGGAGCUCAUUGACAAUGGUCGCAAGUCCAUGAAGAAACCGAGUUCAAAAAUUUCACCUUCAAAAGAAGUGCCACCUAGGCAGAAAAAUAAAAAUUCGGAUGGUUCGCGGUGGAAUAAGAAAGCAGUUAAGAUAGUUAAGGGGAAAAGAACACCUAAAAAAGUUUUGAAGCAUGGACAAAAGGAUACAUCAAGAAGCGACCAUCGUGAAACUGGGGAUAGAGGAAGUGCUGAUGUGUUCAAUCUUGAAGGCACUGCGAUGUCUAAAGUUGAUGAGAGGAGCUCAGAUAGUUCUGAAGGAGAGCAUACUGAGAAAAUGGAUGAGAGCAUAACAGAUGGGAUGGACUCAGACAGUGAAGCAAAGUCAGUUUCCAAAAGAAAACGGUCCGAUAAUGCGAAGGGCGGCCCAAGUCAUAUAGAGGAGUCUGAAGAAGAGAAACCUGAUUCAAGAGAGAAGCUUGGUCAAGGUUUGGAGAGCAUUGCUCCGGAUACUCAAAACGGUGCUGAAGAAAAGCAUCAUUCAGAAGAAAAGCAAGCAGAUGAAUUGAGUGAAGACUCAAGAGAACAGGCUAGCAUUGAAGGUAAAUCAGAUUCUGAAGGGAAUCAAGAAACAAAUGAUGUCGGUAAUGCUCCUCUAACAUCAGAGAAACCUCAUAAAGGAGAACCAUCAAAUCCAUCCACAGUUGGGAAUCCUGAAAUUUCUGAUGAUGAGCCUCUUAUGAUGUGGAAGAAUCGAGUAGGGAAAAAAGGCUCAAAGCUUACCCGGUAAGCAUUAUGGCCACAGGAAAAGCAGUCGACUUUCACCGAGCCCUGUAUUGUUGUGGCAGAAUCUUGUAACUUCUGCGUUUGCAUUUUGGCAUGGAGAGAGUUUGAGGAAGAUGAAUGACAUUCAAACCAUGCAAACACAGCCGAUUAACGUACUCAAGUAGAGCAGUUUCCCUGCAGCCCCAUGUCCAUUGUAAAAAUAACGGUAGACGCUCCCACGUUUAGUUAGGCAAACAAUAGCGUAUAACAAUGUGGAGCAUGACUAGUGGUAGAUGAAUAGGUUUGACAUGUGAUUUGGUGGGCUGCAGUGAACCUUUCUUGCCCGCUGCCAUAACUGAUAAUUCCGUCGUCUUUCUUUCGUGUACAGAUUAUACGUGGGGAUGAUAGAUUAAUUAUAUGUUAACGAUUGAAUUCUAGUUGUCCAUCAAAGUGUUAGCUCUGUCUUCUUUGUUUGUUCUAUUGGUUGCGGUAAUUAUGUAUGUUAUUCUUCUUUUGUCUUCUCCCUGACAUGUAAUUACCUCAAUAUAUAACAGGAUUAGUCCUUGACAGUUUGGUUUGA
Ziziphus jujuba (common jujube) is the source of this 5829-nucleotide messenger RNA. RefSeq names its product sister chromatid cohesion protein PDS5 homolog A. Gene Ontology annotation, cellular component: nucleus; chromatin. Bases 265 to 5274 code for a protein of 1669 amino acids. The record is from RefSeq and is a predicted model, not a curated record. Gene Ontology annotation, biological process: mitotic sister chromatid cohesion; DNA repair. The transcript is spliced from 34 exons. Lineage: Eukaryota; Viridiplantae; Streptophyta; Magnoliopsida; Rosales; Rhamnaceae.